CACAUUUCAUUCAAUCCCGCUGUUAAGAUUGAUUGCCACACACAAACACAAACAGAGAGAACCCGAGACACACACACACUCUCACUCACACAGAAGUGUCAUUCAUUCAUGGCUAGCAUGGCAUCAGCAGCUUCUGGAUUUGUCAUGUCACUCAACAUUGCUGGUGGCACCACCACCAACAACACAUCAGCUUCAAGGGUCAUGUUCCCUUCUGUGGGAAAGAUCAACGGUUCAAGGCUUGUUGUCAGGGCAGCUGAUGAAGCUGCUGCACCCGCCACCGCCACUCCUACGGCGGAGGGUGAUGCAGCUCCAAAGCCCAAGCCACCACCAAUUGGCCCCAAGAGAGGUUCUAAGGUGAAGAUUCUUAGGAAGGAAUCCUACUGGUACAAAGGCACUGGUUCAGUAGUUGCUGUUGAUCAGGACCCCAAGACUCGCUACCCUGUUGUGGUUCGAUUCAACAAGGUGAACUAUGCAAAUGUAUCAACAAACAAUUAUGCUCUGGAUGAGAUUGAAGAAGUUGCAUAAGUCCAAUGUACUUGUAAUUUUGACUCUUGUCAUGCUAUUGCAGUUACUAGCCUAAUGUAUUUUUAUGUCAGAAAAAUGAAUGUGUAUCAUAUUUUCUUUA
Lotus japonicus is the source of this 625-nucleotide messenger RNA. RefSeq names its product photosystem I reaction center subunit IV, chloroplastic. Gene Ontology annotation, biological process: photosynthesis. The record is from RefSeq and is a predicted model, not a curated record. Lineage: Eukaryota; Viridiplantae; Streptophyta; Magnoliopsida; Fabales; Fabaceae. Bases 109 to 525 code for a protein of 138 amino acids. Gene Ontology annotation, cellular component: photosystem I reaction center; photosystem I. The transcript has 3 exons.